AUGGUGAUGAAUAAAACUGUGACUGACUUCAUUCUGUUUGGGUUAACUCAGGACACUGAAAAGCAGAAAGUAGUUUUUGGAAUCUUCUUGAUUCUUUACCUUUUGACUCUACUGUGGAACACUCUCGUUAUGGUGACUAUUAAGACAAGUGCAACCCUUGGGGGUCCCAUGUACUUCUUCCUGUUCUACCUGUCCUUUGCUGAUGCCUGCUUUUCUACAACUACGGCCCCCAGACUGAUUGUGGAUGCUCUGACUCAGAAGAAGUCUAUUUCCUACAAUGAGUGCAUGACCCAGCUCUUUACCUUCCAUUUAUUUGGGUGCAUGGAGGUCUUUGUUCUCAUCCUCAUGGCUUUUGAUCGUUAUGUGGCCAUUUGUAAGCCCCUGCGAUACACAACCAUCAUGAGCCAGCGUGUCUGUAACAUGUUGGCAAUUCUGGCCUGGGUGGGAGCUGGUAUCCAUUCUACAGCACAGAUAUUCCUGGCCUUGCAAUUGCCCUUCUGUGGUCCCAAUGUGAUUGAUCACUAUUUAUGUGACUUACAGCCCUUGAUGCAACUUGCCUGCAUGGACACUUAUGUGAUUAAUUUGCUAAUUGUAUCUAACAGUGGAGCCCUAAGCAUAAUGAGUUUCAUAGCCUUGCUCAUUUCCUAUGGUGUCAUUUUGUACUCCCUGAGAAACCACAGUGCAGAAGGAAGGCGAAAAGCUCUGUCCACCUGCACCACCCAUUUAAUUGUGGUUGUCAUAUUUUUUGGUCCAUGCAUAUUCAUAUACACACGCCCACCAACCUCAUUUUCAGUGGACAAGAUGGUGGCUGUGUUUUAUACAAUUGGGACACCCUUGCUUAACCCUCUGAUCUACACACUGAGGAAUGAAGGAGUGAAAAAUGCCAUGAAAAAGUUAUGGUGUAGCAAAUUAUGA
Messenger RNA from Orycteropus afer afer, 915 nucleotides. RefSeq names its product olfactory receptor 4C11-like. The record is from RefSeq and is a predicted model, not a curated record. Gene Ontology annotation, cellular component: membrane. Gene Ontology annotation, biological process: G protein-coupled receptor signaling pathway. NCBI's taxonomy places the organism in Eukaryota, Metazoa, Chordata, Mammalia, Tubulidentata, Orycteropodidae. Gene Ontology annotation, molecular function: G protein-coupled receptor activity; olfactory receptor activity.